Hemiscyllium ocellatum (epaulette shark) is the source of this 1125-nucleotide messenger RNA. It is a transcript of the gene dhfr, whose product is annotated as dihydrofolate reductase. Gene Ontology annotation, cellular component: mitochondrion. The transcript is spliced from 6 exons. Gene Ontology annotation, molecular function: dihydrofolate reductase activity; NADP binding. Bases 66 to 641 code for a protein of 191 amino acids. The record is from RefSeq and is a predicted model, not a curated record. Gene Ontology annotation, biological process: glycine biosynthetic process; folic acid metabolic process; dihydrofolate metabolic process. Lineage: Eukaryota; Metazoa; Chordata; Chondrichthyes; Orectolobiformes; Hemiscylliidae.
GCUGCGCUUUGCGGGAGUUUACUUUCAGUUUGAGAACUGGCUGCGGGCUCCGGAAAAGCUGGAAGAUGUCUCGCUUGAUGAACUGCAUCGUCGCUGUUUGCCCCAACAUGGGGAUCGGCAAAGACGGAAACUUCCCCUGGUACCCGGUCAGAUUGAACAAAGAACUCAAAUAUUUUCAGAAGACGACCACCACGCCAUCAGUAGAAGGGAAAAUCAAUGCUGUCAUAAUGGGAAGGAAAACCUGGUUCUCUAUUCCUGAGAAGUUUAGGCCGCUUAAAGACCGGAUAAAUAUUGUACUAAGCAGAGAACUGAAGGAGCUGCCGAAAGGAGUGAAUUACCUAGCACGUGAUCUGGAGUCAGCACUUGUUCACCUGGAUUCACCAGAGCUGCAGGACAAAGUGGAUCUUGUGUGGAUAAUAGGUGGGAGCAGCCUCUACAAGGAGGCCAUGGGAAGUCCAAUGUCACAUCGGCUUUUUGUGACCCGUGUCCUUCAGGACUUUGAAAGUGAUACCUUCUUACCGGAGAUCGACUUAAAUCAGUUCAAACUCCUUCCUAAAUUCCCUGAUGUUCCUGCUGAUGUUCAGGAAGACAAUGGGAUCCAAUAUAAAUUUGAGGUGUAUGAAAGGAUUGCACAAGCAUAGCUAAAGAAAUUCUAGACACGUGGAUUUUUAAAUUUUGUUUUUGAAAUGUCUAAAGCUUGAACUAUGUGAUCUGGCCUUCACAAUGGAAUGUAUUUAUAAGGAAGAAUCUCAAUCAAGAAAUUAAUUAAUCAUUCUGAAGAGCACUGUGGUAAUGAAGACCAUCAUCAGAUCCCAUACCACGAACAUCUUGGGGAGGCACUAUAUGAAACUCCCUUGAUCCAGGUGUGGCUCAACUAACACUGACAGCUCAACACCAAGCACCAGACCUCCAAGGUCAGCAGGAACACUGGGAUAUCACUUCAAGUUCCAAUGGGUCAGAUUAAAUUUCAUCCCUAGUUUAGGAAGCAAACCUUUGAAAUAUUUGGGAAUAUGGCAGCCAUGGUUAGUAAAUGAGCUAUUGUGCUAUUAAAUGUGUUUUGCAAAAUUAGUUACUGAAUGUAAUUUAUCGGGCAAAUCAUUGAUGAUAAAGACAUUGGAGGCCUCU